Macrobrachium nipponense is the source of this 3101-nucleotide messenger RNA. Its product is annotated as titin-like. NCBI's taxonomy places the organism in Eukaryota, Metazoa, Arthropoda, Malacostraca, Decapoda, Palaemonidae. The transcript has 2 exons. The coding region runs from base 135 to 2687 and encodes 850 amino acids. The record is from RefSeq and is a predicted model, not a curated record.
AGUUAGAAAUGAGACGAAAAUCGAAGGAAUUGGGCAUGAAAAAUCCCUAAACGGGAACUGUUCCUCCGAAGCGCAGCGUAUAAAGGCAAUGACGUGGUGUCUCUGGGUUGUAUUUUCACUAAGGAGACGAAAACAUGGGGAGAGCGAUAUGCCUGUGCUUACUAGCCAGCCUAGCAGUAGGGCUGGCUGUCCCCGUCACAGACCCACCCAGCCCAGGUAAUGAGGAAGAGCUGAUGAACAUCAUCCUUAAUGCUAAAUCAGAAGACAAUGACAUUGACGGUCCACCCGCAGGAAACGAACUUACAACAGAAAGUAAGGAUAAUGUAACUCUAGAUUCAGCUGCGGUCGUUGAAGAGGGCACCCAACAAUCAUCAGAUAUUGUACCGGAUACAAAUGUUCGUGAUAUCAGCACUACAACAGAAAAAAUAGAGGACCCAGCAACUGCAACCAAGGUCAAUCCGACAGAUUUACCAAAAGAACCUACAGAAUUAGAACCAGAGAUUGAAAAUGUACCCUUAGAUUCUGAGGAUGAUCAGCAGUACCCUCCAGAAAAGCUGUCACCUGAAGAACAAAUAACUGGAGAAGGAGAAAUAUUUGAAGGAAAUGCCGAUGUAAUGUCCUUAUCUGAAGGUCUGCUUAACGGAAAUGAUCAGAUUAUCAUCAUCCCAGAUGAAGGACAAGAGAUAUUUGAUGAUGUUCUGGAGGUACCAGAAGAAGAAAAUGCACAAGUCUAUGGUGACCAGAUUGUACCAGAAAUUAACGAACAAAGGACACCUGAAGAAGAAGAAGAAGAAGAAGAACCAGAAGUUAUUUUGGUUCUUGAUGAAAAAGUGCAGUUUAUGCCUACCACACUGGAAGAUGAGCAGUUCGAAGGUGAAGAAGAUGAUGAGCAGCGAAUUCAGGCACCCACAGAUCAAGCACAAUCUGGAGAGGAAGAAAUAUUUAUCAUAGAAGAUGGCGCAACUUUUCCCACAACUGAGGAAAAGGAGGAAAGCUUCAUACCUUUUGAGGUUUCAGUGGCAGAAGAGGAAGAAGUCCCUGUAGAGGAUUCAUUUAUGGAAAGGGAUAGAAUGCCUGCUCAGGAUCCAUUUAUGGCGGAGGAACAAAUACCCGGAGAGAAUCCAUUUAUAACAGAUGAACAAAUGCCUCCUAUGGUAAUGCCUGAAGUUUCAAUGAUGAACGAAGAAGUAAUAAUAAUGCCUAUUUCAGAAGAAUCAUAUGCAACUGAUGAUAAUGAGGACAGUGUUUUUGGAUUUGACUCCUCUUCCUAUCCAACUGGAAAUUCAGACUUUAUUUCUGCGGAAUUUGAUGAAGAUACUUCUUUCCCCGAAAGGCCUUCUUUUGAAAACUUUUAUAUUCCAGAUGACACUAUUGGAAAUGAAGAAAUUUCUACUUUUCCAGAAAAUGAGAAUGAUUCCUUUAUUGAUGUUGGAGAGGUAGUUUUAAACGAGCCUAUUCCAUCUCAAAACGAUAAUGAGACUCCUGCCUUGGUGAACAUCUUAAUGAUUAAAGCAAAACCAUCAAUAAACGACAGAAAUCCCAUAAUAGAAGUUGUCAGUACUGGUGUAUCUCAAAUGCCACCACAGUUCCCUUAUGGAGUACCAUUACCUAUAAACAAUGAUCAAGAGCAAGUAAAUUCAGAGAUCCCAGAAAGGGUACAAGAUGUUGAUGUUGACAUACUUAUCAGUGACAGUGAGGAGCUGCCAGAGCGAAGUAGUUUGUUUCCUCCAAAUACUCUCGCUCAGCAGCCAAUCACAUUCCCUGAGGAAUUUGCCUCAAAACACAAUCUACCAGUUUUCUCCAACAGAUGGACUGAAGAAAACUUUUAUCAGCCUCAGGGUAUUCAGUCACAUAAUGCCGUUCCGUUUGAACCUUUCACAUACUCCUCUUACAGCCGGUACAUUUCUCCUGGCAUUCCAGGAAAUUCCUUUGGAUCACCUUCUCUGCCUUUCAACUCCUAUGGACCAACUCAGGAUCAGUCUUUCUCCUCGCCUGAGCCUUUCCAACAAUCUUUUGAGGGAGACCAAUCUGGAGAUAUGAGUGGCGUGAUGAAUGAUGACAUGCAGUCUCAGAUGGCCAGCACAUUGCCGCUUUCAUCAACUUCUGAUGUUACCAGUUUUGACAGUGAAGAUAUGCAAGAGGAUGGACAACCUGGCCAUUUCCAUAUGACUGAUGGAGUCUUUCAGAAUUCCAGAUUCCCAAAUGUCCCCAACAGAUUUGAUAGUUUCAUAAAUUCUGCUAGCGACGACGAUGGGACAAGCCAAGAUUUCCGAGGACCAAACACUUUCCCCUUAAACUUCAGGAACCCUAACAUGGACAGAGAUAACAUGAACACCAAUAUCUUCGAUACUUCUUUUAGACAGGAUGCAUCCCUGAGACCUUUCCAACAAAACCAGCAAUAUGACGCCAGCGACUCCUUCUCCCCCAUUUACGAUUCUGGUUACAGUGGGCUGCCUGCUAAUCAACCAGUGCGAUUUGAUGUCAGGUUCCCAACUGCCAGUCUGUCCAAGCCCUUCAAUCCAUACGAGUCUUACGGCUUUGAUUACCCUUCAAAUGACAAUUAUUACCCAUUCAGGGCCUCAGGGCUUUAUUCCCCUCAGCUAAUGAACAGAUACAUGAACAGAUACUCCACGAAUUACCCAUUCGGUAACUUCCGCCCAUUCAACUACCCCAUACCUCGUUGGUAAACCAUUCUUUAUUCAGUUCUUUGUUAGUCCUUGAGAGUUAAAUUUCUUUAACUUUGCUUUUGUUGUUUUUCCUUGUUGUCUGUUUGUAUUUUAUCUCAUACUGAUAUCAAGUACUCUUGCUGUAUUAUAACUGUGAUGGAUAUGCAAUAUUUUGUUGCAUUUAUUUAAGGUAAUUUCGAAAUUCAUUAUUAGUGAGUCUUUCCUUAGGAUGCAACUCUUGCCAUGCUAGUUAAAUGAGGCAAUGUACUUAAAAUGAAAUAGCUCUUUAAACUGUUAUAGAGUCCUAAUCUUGCUUGAAAGUAACAGAAUUGAAGUUCAGCAAUACUGUACCUUGAAAUUGUGGCAUUCUUUGUGAUCCUCGUUUAGAAAUGAGGGUGCAAUGAUAUUUAAAAUAAAACAAACAUUAAAAUUCCA